AUGGCUGCAGAACCUGCUAAGUAUGAAGCAAACAAGUUCUUCCUUUCUUUCUUGCAGGGAAGGAAUUGCCUUCUCCCCUCCCCACCAAUGAGUUUUGAUGAAAACAUUUUCACAAAUAGACAUAAAAGUCUUAAGCAACAGUCUUCUUUUCAUCCGUAUCUGACUCAUUCAUCAUGUCUGUAUUUUUUCUUUUCUUCCCUCUCUCUGCCUAAUUUCUUAUUUUCCUUUUUCUUCUUCUCUUUUCUAUUUUUUCCUCCUUUUCUUUCUUUCUCUUUGCUUCCUUUCAAUCUAUUUUUUCCUCCUUUUCCUUCUUUCUCUUUGCUUCCUUUCAAUCUAUUUUUUCCUCCUUUUCUUUCUUUCUCUUUGCUUCCUUUCAAUCUAUUUUUCCUUUUUCCUUUUUCAAUCUAUUUUUCCUAUUUUUUCCUCCUUUUCCUUCUUUCUCUCUGCUUCCUUUCAAUCUAUUUUUUCCUCCUUUUCCUUCUUUCUCUCUGCUUCCUUUCAAUCUAUUUUUUUUCUCCUUUUCCUUCUUUUUCUCUUUGCUUCCUUUCAAUCUAUUUUUUCCUCCUUUUCCUUCUUUCUCUUUGCUUCCUUUCAAUCUAUUUUUUCCUCCUUUUCCUUCUUUCUCUCUGCUUCCUUUCAAUCUAUUUUUUCCUCCUUUUCCUUCUUUCUCUCUGCUUCCUUUCAAUCUAUUUUUUCCUCCUUUUCCUUCUUUCUCUCUGCUUCCUUUCAAUCUAUUUUUUCCUCCUUUUCUUUCUUUCUCUCUGCUUCCUUUCAACCUAUUUUUCCAUCUUAUUCUGA
Messenger RNA from Acanthosepion pharaonis, 798 nucleotides. The record is from the annotation of a GenBank genome assembly. NCBI's taxonomy places the organism in Eukaryota, Metazoa, Mollusca, Cephalopoda, Sepiida, Sepiidae.